UAUAGCUUAUAUGAGCUCCCCCCCCCUGUCGCCCCUGCUUUGGUGCCUGAAUAUCACCUAAACAGCAGUGCAGUCAAUGCAUACACACAUACAAAGCUCAGUCCCGGAUGCCGCGCUGCAACGUUGGGCCUUUUGGGGCGGCCAAUUCCACGCAUCCCCUUGGCAGCGGACGUUCGGCCAAUGGCACUCGCGUUGGGGCUCCCCCCCCGGCAUUCGUUCAUCUUGGCCCAGCCGGCUCGAAGGGUGGUCAGUGGUCACACGAGGAAGCAACGAGAAGACAAGAGUCGAGCCGAGAGGUUCGAGAUGAGAGUCGAGUUGAGGGAGGGAAGGCCCAGCUUCGUGCCUCCGACGGCCCGCCGCUGGGACUUAGCAGACAAGCAUCAUCGUACGUCGGACACGGACACGGUCCUUCGGGCUCAAACUCUUUCGGUUUAACAAACUUGUCGGACCACUGACGCUGGCCGCGAAAACGGGAUCAAGUAGGUGUAUCCUUGGACAAAAAGCUUUUGUGUUUUCCUCUCGGCCCAUUCUGUUCCUUGCUUUUUUUUUUUCCCUAGCGCGGACGGGACGACGCCGCACAAGGAAAAGGAGAAGCAAAAAAAAAAAAAAAAAGGUAAUUUACCCGGGACGACCCUUGCACGCGACGUUGGACCGCUCGCUGCGAGGAACCGAA
Molecule: messenger RNA, 673 nt
Organism: Colletotrichum navitas
Lineage: Eukaryota; Fungi; Ascomycota; Sordariomycetes; Glomerellales; Glomerellaceae
Exons: 2
Coding region: 108-455 (115 amino acids)
Source: RefSeq, a predicted model, not a curated record